AUGAAAUUAUCAGUUGAUUUGCUUUUAAAGCCCUUCCAGCACUUGAUUAAAACUAUAAUUGAUUUGUUUUUUGAUUUGUUAGGAUUUGCUGUGUCAGGAGGAUGUGAUAGUAUGGCACUUUGUUUAUUAUUUCAAAAUAUGGCAGAUAGAGUAUAUACCUUUACAGUAGAUCAUCAAUUACGACCUAAAAGCAGAGAAGAAGCUGAAGAAGUCCAUAAGAAAAUGAUCCAGAUGGGAUUUCAACAUAAAAUAUUGACAAUUGACUGGAAAAAAGAUAAAUAUUUAAAAGGUUCAUUAGAAGCUCUUCUACGUGACCAAAGAUAUACAGUUUUGACACAAGAAUGUUUAAAUCAUGAUAUAGGUGUACUUUUUUUAGGUCAUCAUUUGAAUGAUCAAGUAGAAACAGUAUUGAUGAGACUCAUAAGAAAGAGUGGAUCAAGUGGAUUAGCUUGUAUGCAAAAGAUUUCAUUGAAUCCUAUGAUAGGAAGAGUAAAAGAUUCUGAAAAAAUAUUGAUUUGCCGACCUUUUCUUGAUAUUCCUAAAAUUGCUUUAAAAAGUGCAUGUGAAAAAUAUGGGUUAAUAUUUUUUGAAGAUCCAACAAACACUUUAGUAAAUAUAUCAAAAAGAAAUGCUAUUCGAGUAUUGCUUCAAAAGCCUGAGCAAUUACCUAAAGCUUUAAGACCAGAUAGUAUGUUACAUUUGGCAAGAGUUAUGAGUUUGAAAAGGAUGGAGAUCGCUGAAAAAGUGAAACAAUUAUUAACCAGAACUCAUAUUACUUUUUCUGAGAUGACUGGAUCACUAAAUACUACUUGUGAUAUGAAUAUUUAUGAUGAAAAUAUUGCAACAUUGUCAAAAUGGCUUGAACAUCUUGUUUUUAUUGUUUCACCUUUACCUAGACAAAGGAUAUCUGUUGUUAGACGAAUAGUUGUUGAUUUAUUUGAGAAAAAACUUGUAAAAACAAAACAAUAUACGGUUGGUGGUGUUUUAAUACACACAACGCAUCAUUCCCAAACACUUUUUAUGCAAUUGAGUCGUCAACCUUAUGCAAAAAGUAUGAAAGAACAUUUUGUUGUAUUUCUUCAAUCAUCCAGUCUUUCAAAUCCUCAAAACACAUGGAUAUUAUGGGAUGGACGUUGGUGGAUUCGAAUUCUCUCAAGAAAUAAUGAAAUUAUACAGUUCAAAGUAAGACCUUUAAUGGAAUCAGAUAUGAAACAAUUGUAUUCAAUGAUUUACACUGCCAAUUCAUGUAAUAGAAAGAUAAUGUUAGAUUCUUUGAAAACAAUAAAAGAAUGCGUCAGAUUUGCUGUUCCACUUGUUGAAACUAAGACAAAAAUUAUUGGAUUGCCAACAUUGGGAAUAAUAUUUGAUUAUACUUUUAUUAUUGAAACAAAAUUUAAAAUAGAUAUGUCAACACAACUUAAUUGUAUAAGGUAA
Molecule: messenger RNA, 1434 nt
Organism: Pneumocystis carinii B80
Lineage: Eukaryota; Fungi; Ascomycota; Pneumocystomycetes; Pneumocystales; Pneumocystaceae
Product: tRNA(Ile)-lysidine synthetase
Exons: 4
Coding region: 1-1434 (477 amino acids)
Biological process (GO): tRNA processing
Molecular function (GO): ATP binding; ligase activity, forming carbon-nitrogen bonds
Source: RefSeq, a predicted model, not a curated record